Messenger RNA from Cordyceps militaris CM01, 885 nucleotides. Its product is annotated as APAF1-interacting protein. Bases 1 to 885 code for a protein of 294 amino acids. The record is from RefSeq and is a predicted model, not a curated record. Gene Ontology annotation, molecular function: metal ion binding; methylthioribulose 1-phosphate dehydratase activity. The transcript has 2 exons. Gene Ontology annotation, cellular component: cytoplasm. NCBI's taxonomy places the organism in Eukaryota, Fungi, Ascomycota, Sordariomycetes, Hypocreales, Cordycipitaceae.
AUGAGCGUCAGCGACGCCGACAAGCUCAUCACCUCGGACGACCAGGACCACCCCGCCAACCUCAUCCCCGCGCUCUGCGCCAAGUUUUGGACGCUCGGCUGGGUGACGGGCACCGGCGGCGGCUGUUCCAUCCGCGAUGAGUGCGUUAUCCCCCAUCCCUCAACCGCGUCCUCUUUCCCCCGUCCUCACCCGCGGCCCCCUCUGCCCCUCCCCCGCUCUGCACAAAGUACACACAUGCUAACCGCGCCCCCAAAAAGCGACCUCGUCUACCUCGCGCCAUCCGGCGUGCAAAAGGAACUCAUGAAGCCGGCCGACAUUUACGUGCUGUCGCUGUCCGCGCAGGACCCGACGCAGCCGCUGCGCAGCUACCUGCGCAGCCCGCCGUCGUACCGGCCGAGCCAGUGCACGCCGCUGUUCCUCGCCGCGUUUACGCGCCGCGGCGCCGGCUGCUGCAUCCACACGCACUCGCAGUGGGCCGUGCUGGUCACGCUGCUGCUGGAGCAGCACGAGGAGGCGAACCGGAACGUGUUCGAGGUCAACAAUAUCGAGCAGAUCAAGGGCUUUGGGCGCGGCCCGGGCAGGGCCGGCAACCUCGGCUACCACGACACCCUCCGCAUCCCCGUCAUUGAGAACACGCCCCAUGAGGAGGACCUCACUGAGUAUCUGGAAGAGGCCAUGGAGGCGUACCCGGACACGUACGCCGUGCUGGUGCGCAGGCAUGGCGUGUAUGUGUGGGGGGAUAACGUGCACAAGGCCAAGACACAGUGUGAGAGCGUGUGCGUUGGAUAUAGUCUGGACUACCUCUUCCAGCUGGCCGUCGAGAUGAAGAAGCUCGGCAUUCCCUGGAUCAGUGACAUUCCUCGUAUCGCUGCUGAUAGGACGUAA